Penicillium olsonii is the source of this 2076-nucleotide messenger RNA. The record is from the annotation of a GenBank genome assembly. NCBI's taxonomy places the organism in Eukaryota, Fungi, Ascomycota, Eurotiomycetes, Eurotiales, Aspergillaceae.
AUGGAUACGGGGAGCCCGAUCAAUGCCUUGAAUGGCGCGCGGGCAACAGACUCGCCAUCAAAACAACUCACGCCAUUCUCAUGUGUGGUUUGCCACAAGCGAAAGGUCAAAUGUGACAGACAAGAGCCAUGCUCCAAUUGCGCAAAGGCAAAUGUGGAGUGUGUGUACCGCGCUCCGCCACCGCGCCGUAAAAGGGGACUGGACGCGAAUGGCAGUGUGUCGCAAGAACGCGCGAAGUCCCUCAAACGAGAUGCGGCACCCCACGGAAGCCAUACUGCAUCCCGCAGAGACUCCGCGGGGGAAGAGCGGAGUGACGAGAGAGCAGGUGGAUCGGGGAGAAUGAUCAUGAAAGAUGGCAAUUCAAUCUACCUGGAGAACAACUUAUGGACGAGUGUGAGCAACGAGCUUCCUAACGCAGCGGAUGUGUUAGGAGAUGUGUCGGAUACAGGCACUGAGAAUCUUGCUCAUGAUGUGGACGACGAGUAUACGAUACUUUCUCCUCCGGUGACGAAAAAGCCACUCGCUGAACUUCACCCGAGUCCGCUGCAUAUCUUCAAGUUAUGGCAAGCAUUUCUUGAGAAUGUGAAUCCACUCACUAAAGUUGUACACGUACCAACGGUGCAACAGCAGAUUUUGGAAGCUAUGAGUGACUUGCCAAAAGCCAGCAAGGAACUUGAGACGCUGAUGUUUGCGAUAUACUGCAUCGCCAUAGUUUCCAUGGAGCCCGAGGAAGUCGAGAGAUCCUUUGGAGAAAGCAAGAGAGGACUGUUGCUACGAUAUAGGCAGGGGGCCCAGUUGGCCUUCAAAAACGCAUCACUUCUUCGUACGUCGAGCUUGACGGUGCUCCAGGCGUUCAUGUUGUAUUUGCUGAGCAUGCGGGCAUUUUCCGACACACAUACUAUCUGGACCCUUUGUGGGAUUGCAACACGCAUUGCGCAGCGAAUUGGAGUUCACCGCGAUGGUUCCAACCAUGGUCUCUCAGUUUUCGAAACAGAAAUGCGCCGUCGCGUUUGGUUCCAACUGAUGAUCAUAGAUGUCACUUCUGCCCAAUCUUGCGGCGUGUCCUCGAGUUUGCUCCCAGCCUCUAUUGACGUCCAACCGCCGAUGAAUGCGAAUGAUAGUGAUCUGGACCCUCGAAUGACAGAGCCAGCCUGCGAAAAGCAGGGCCCAACAGAGAUGAUAUUCGUACUGGCUCGAAGCGCGCUGGGUCAAUGGCUGCGUCGGUUGUCCAGCGGUGUUUCGAGUUCCAACACUGGCCCCUGGGCAAACUUGUCGUCUUCAUCAAUGCCUCUGGAAGAAAAGGACAAAACGAUCGACGAGCUCGAAGACUUCAUGGAAUCGGAGUUUCUCCGAUAUUGCGAUAAAUCUAUUCCGCUCCACAUGCAGACAAGGUUGAUGGUGCGUUCGGCUGUACAUUAUACUCGACUGAUGGCACACCACCCUCGACAAUAUCAAUAUCAAAAAGUUCGACUUUCUCCGUCAGAGAAAUCGAUUAUCUUUGAGAGCGCCCUCAAGAUGACGAAAUAUGCAGAUCAUGCACAGAACAACCCGGUUGUUCGACGAUUCUCGUGGCACACUAUGAAUCAUAUGCCGUGGGACGCCAUCAUAUUCAUGCUCUCGGAGCUGCGACAUCGCACGGACCCGGAGGAAAAGAGCACUGUCUGGCAGUUGAUAGGAAGUGUGUAUUCUGAAAACACCCUUAAGGCGGGAAACAAAGCCUCCACGCCCCUUCACAAGGCCAUCGAAAGCUUGAUCGUCAAGGCCUGGCGAGCGUACAUUGGAGAGUGUAACCUCAAACGCCGCGCGCCUACACCCUGUCCUUCUAUUGUUGCUUCUUUGCUCGCAAAUGCACCAGGUAUCCCUGAACCGCAGGCCACUGAAAGAGCCGUCGAAGUUGAACGUGACACGGAGCCACCUGCGCAACCCGGCCAUGAAUUUGCGACCUCGAAUUAUGGACCUGAGGGGGAAAGAUUCGAUUUCAUGAUGGGCGACAGUCCAGUGGAUUGGAACGAAUGGGACAAUUUACUGAAUCAAUUCCAGAGCUCAUUGGCAGACGAUACAACAUACUUGGGCUGA